AUGGGAAAGUCCAGACGAAACAGAGGCGCCCAGAGCCAUCGCAAGGACCCCAUCGCCAAAACCGUUAAGCCGCCCUCUGACCCUGAGCUGGCCGCCCUCAGGGAAAAGUCCAUUCUGCCCGUCAUCAAGGACCUCAAGAGCUCCGACCCGAAGUCCCGCACGGCCGCCGCCGCCGCCGUCUCCAACAUCGUCACCGAUGAAAAGUGCCGGAAGCUGCUGCUGCGCGAGCAGAUCGUCCACAUAGUUCUCAAUGAGACGUUGACCGACGCAAACCUCGACAGCCGCGCCGCUGGCUGGGACAUUCUGAGGGUCAUCGCCGAGGAGGAAGAGGCCGACUUCUGUAUUCACCUGUACCGCCUGGAUAUUCUCAGUGCCAUCGGCUUUGCUUCUCAGGCUAUUCUCGAGAACCUGGCCAAGGGCUCCGCAGUGAGCAAGGGCGAGGCCAAGGUCACAUGGGCCAUUGCCGAGUCCGUCGUCGCACUCCUGUCUGCACUCGCCGAGGCUCAGGAUGAGAUCCUUGAGGCCAUCGUUGGAAUCGAGGGCAUCAAGAACCUCCUUUUCACGCUUGUAGCUCACGCCGACUCACCGUCAAGCAUCUGCCUCGAGGCGCUAUCUGCUCUCCUUACCUUAUCUGAGGACAACCGUCGUCUGGCAGAGGACGUCGUGGCCGACGAGGACCCCAAGCCCCUCACGACCCUAACGAAGCUGCAAGCCACUGCCGAUGCCAAGGGCGUCCUGGCUUGUGGUGUUCUGCACAACAUCUUCACAACUUUGGAGUGGUUCGACAGCACACCGGGUCAGAAGAACCUCUCCGACGCCGCCCUCAUCCCGACUCUGUCAUCAGCACUCCAGGGCUCCGAGCCGGCAGCUGACUUGCCACCCAAGAGCCAAUGGUCUAACCCGACCGAGGUCCUCCAGCUCGCGCUGGAGAUCCUGGCCGACAUUGGCACCACCCUCCAAGUAUCCAUGCAAGGCGGCAACAAGAAGGGAGGCGAGGAAUGGAACGGGUUCGGAGACGAUACCGCCAUGGACGAGGACAUCGACGACAAAGCUUCAGGGGAGGAAGACAACGUCGGCGAUGACGACGACGACUCCAUGGACGAGGACGACAUGGCCGACAUGGAGAUGGUGACCGGCGCCGACGACGAGGUCGAGGGCGAGGCGAACAUGGACGACGUCCCCACGCUCCGCGAACUCAUCCAACAAGCCAUCCCAAGACUCAUCGAGCUCGCGACCACCGCCGCCCAGUCCGACGACGCCCUCAGGAUCCAGGGCCACGCGCUGUCCGCCCUCAACAACAUCGCCUGGUCCAUCUCCGUCUUCGACUUCGCCGACGACCACAACGCCGGCAUCCUCAAGGCCUGGACGCCCUCCGGCAAGGCCGUCUGGGGCAAGGUCAUCGUCCCCAUCCUCGCCGCCAACACCGCCGACGUCGACCUCGCCACCCAGGUCACCAGCCUCGCCUGGGCCGUCUCCCGCAGCCUGCCCGGCCGCGCGCCACUCACCGGCGACGAGCACAAGAAGUUCAUGGCGCUCUACCACGCCACCAAGAGCCUGCCCAAAAAGGAAGCGAACGGAACGACAAACGGCGAGAAGGCCAAGGACGAGGAGCCCGAGGACCCCUUCCAGGGUCUGGGAGUCAAGUGCGUAGGUGUGCUGGGCCAGCUCGCGCGGGACCCCGCUCCGGUGGAGCUCAACCGCGAGAUCGGCGUCUUCCUCAUCACGGUCAUCACGGCUCUGCCCGAGACCCCGGCCGCGGACGCGGUCGAGGCGCUCAACCAGCUUUUCGACAUCUACGGCGACGAGGACUUUGCAUGCGACAAGGAGGUCUUCUGGAAGGAUGGCUUCCUGCAGCAUCUUGAGGCGGCCCAGCCCAAGGUCAAGGCCCUGGUCAAGACGAUCGACAAGAGGACGCUUCCGGAGCUGCGCUCGCGCGCGGACGAGGUCGUUCUCAACCUCGCACGUUUCCUCUCCUACAAGAAGAAGCACCAGCCUUAA
Molecule: messenger RNA, 1998 nt
Organism: Colletotrichum aenigma
Lineage: Eukaryota; Fungi; Ascomycota; Sordariomycetes; Glomerellales; Glomerellaceae
Product: putative ARM-like repeat-containing protein
Exons: 2
Coding region: 1-1998 (665 amino acids)
Biological process (GO): protein import into nucleus; ribosomal large subunit biogenesis
Source: RefSeq, a predicted model, not a curated record